AUCCAGGUUCAACCCGCGCGCAUCAAGGAGUCACAUCGGACCCGGACCAGAACAGACAACGAUCACAAGCAGGAUAGAACCGAGCUGGACUCUCCUGCAUCUCUGUUUCUUUCUGCUCAGUGUGAUCGAACCCUUCCCGGUUCGGUUCGGAUAUUUUUUUUCUCUCUCUCUCUCUCUCCCUCUCUCUCUUUCUCUUUUGCGGAUAUUGGAUCUCGUUCUGUCCCGGUUCUGACCGAGAUGUGCCGGGACCUGAACCGGAUCGGAGCGCACCUCACGGGGCAGUGAACGCAGGACCACGGCGUGCCAAAGCGCGCGCCCACGGCCGUGCGCGUGAAUGAGGAGAUGGAUCGAAAAGUCCUGAGUCAGGUGGUCUGUAUGUGUUUUCUGCUGAGUGGACGAGUUUCCUCGCUGGAACUGACCUGUGAGACUCUGAUCCUGCUGUCCACCAACCUGACAGCGAGGACGUUGGUUCUGCAGAACCAGACAUUCACCGUCAGUAACUCAUCAGGUGUGUACUGUGACCUCUCUUUGGACGGCAUCGGGACCUGUUGGCCUCGUAGUGCAGCGGGAGAGCUGAUCUCCAGACCCUGUCCAGAAAAGUUCAAUGGCAUCCACUACAACACCACCAACCGGGUUUACAGAGAGUGCCAAUCCAACGGAACCUGGGCUCCUCGAGGGAACUACAGCCAGUGCACUGAGAUCAUCAUCCUGAGGAAGACCAAAGUCCAUUAUCAUGUGGCCGUGAUCAUCAAUUACCUGGGUCACUGCAUCUCUCUGGGAGCUCUGCUGCUCGCCUUCAUGCUCUUCAUGAGACUCAGGAGCAUCCGCUGUCUGAGGAACAUCAUCCACUGGAAUCUGAUCUCAGCCUUCAUCCUGAGGAACGCCACCUGGUUCAUCGUGCAGUUAACCAUGAACCCCUCGGUUACUGAGAGCAACCAGGUGUGGUGCAGGUUGGUGACUGCUGCCUACAACUACUUCCAUGUGACCAACUUCUUCUGGAUGUUUGGUGAAGGAUGCUACCUGCACACCGCCGUGGUCCUCACCUACUCCACCGAUAAACUCAGAAAGUGGAUGUUCAUCUGUAUCGGCUGGGGUAUUCCGUUUCCCAUCAUCGUGGCGUGGGCUUUUGGGAAGCUGUACUACGACAACGAGAAGUGCUGGUUUGGGAAGAAAGCAGGUGUUUUUACGGACUACAUAUACCAAGGUCCAAUGAUCCUGGUCCUGCUGAUUAACUUUGUCUUCUUGUUCAACAUCGUUCGUAUUCUGAUGACCAAACUGAGGGCGUCGACCACAUCAGAGACCAUCCAGUACAGGAAGGCGGUAAAAGCCACGCUGGUGCUGCUGCCUCUGCUGGGAAUCACCUACAUGCUGUUCUUUGUGAAUCCAGGAGGAGAAGACGAAGUGGCUCAGAUCGUCUUCAUCUACUUCAACUCCAUCCUGGAGUCUUUUCAGGGUUUCUUCGUCUCCGUCUUCUACUGUUUCCUCAACAGUGAGGUGCGCUCCACGGUGAAGAAGCGCUGGUUACGCUGGCACGAUCGCCACUCCAUCCGCAGCAGGACGGUCCGCGCCACAUCACUGCCCACCUCUCCCAGCAGAGUAUCCUUCCACAGCAUCAAGCAGUCCUCCAACCUCUGAUCGUCCAAUCACAGCCACCCGACGUGGACCACCCCAAGCAAUCAGAACUCCACACUUGGACUGGAUUAGAGCAGCCAAUCACAGUGCAGGACACACUUUUACGAGGCCAAUCAGAACGAGAUCGGUCGGUCCAGACUGUUUCAUGUGCUGACCAAUCAGCUGCUUUUAAAUGGUCAUAUGACACACAGGGCAGCUAUGCUAUUAUUUAUCAAUAUGUAUUUAUUGAUCCGUUCCGUCUAUGCUUAUAAUAUUGAUCACCAGCUUUCUUCUCCUGUCUGCCAGCAGGGGGCGCUGCUGAACGUGUAAAUUGUGGUUCUGUGGUUUGUGUUGCCUUGGGUCGUAACGACUUGGUUUUGUUCUGCUGCAUCAAAGCACAAAUUUCUCCUAAAGGUUCUAACAGGCUCUGACAGAAGCUUGAACUCAACAAACGGGUUUCUGCUGAGAAGAAGGCUGCGUCUGCGAUCUCUUUGAGGGUCAAACGCGGAAACAAGGAACACGACGACAUCCGGAGAUGUUAUGCAGAUUUAUCAACCUGUAAAUAGACAAGAAACUGUUUGGGAUUAAAUGUGAAAACUGGAAGAACGCCCAGAAGGUUCUUCAGCAGCAGGUCUCCUCCUCUUCCUGCUCACCGGGUCUUUUGUCCUGCUGAUAAGAUCCAGUUCUUCGCUGCUUCCUGGAGACGUGAAGAACUCCGACCAGACUCGUGUGAACCUGUGAUUGAUCCCGGUACCUUCAGCCUCCUCUGGAAUCGGGUCACCGUGACAUUCAGCAGCGCAGCCCCAGAAGUACAUCAGUAACUGUGACGGUCAGCAGAUCUAAAGCUAAAUAGAGUUUCAGAAUUUGGACAAAACUGGUAGCAUCUGUGGGAAGGUUCUGGGUCAGGGCAUUUACUGAGUCCAGAACCGAAACUUCAGGGAGGUUCUGGUACAGAGAGUUUUUUUUUUUUAAUUCAAGUCCUCUCUCAGGUUUCCUAUCUGCUUGUGUCCCUAUUGGUCCAUCAGGUCCUGCAGGAUGUGAUGUCACCCCAUGUUUCCUGUGACAGAGAUCCCAAAACAUCCUCCAGAAAUAACCUGAGAUCAAAUGUGAAGCUUCUGGUGCCGUUAAUCCUUCAUCACAUCCUGUGGAGAGCAUUAUUACAGUGUCAUCAAACACUAAUAUUAGUGUUUUUACUGUAAUGUUGCUGCAUUAUUACAGUGUAACCAUGUGACCAUUAACUUGAUUUUUGCACUUUAUUCAACAUUGUUUACGUCAGAUUUGUUCUCAUAUUGUUUUUUACAGUAUUAUUACUGUAAUGUUGGAGUAUAUUACAGUAAUAUUGAUAUUUAAGUAAUGGUAUUCCAUUAGUGUUGGUGUCAUUACAGCAGUAUUACUGUAAUAAUACAGUAAUAUUUUGUGUUUUGAUGUGACCACCCAAAGCUUUACCCGAUUCUGUGAUCAUUGUGGUUUUUACACUUUGUUCAUCGACCCUCUUUACGUCACAUUUGUUCUUAUAAACUGUAUAUUUUUGCACGUUUGGGCUCAGCCGAGUCUACUAUUCAAUAAAUAACCGGGCCAGUUCUGGUCGGCCCUGGGAAGACCGAUAAUAAUCUUAAAGUAGUCAGUAGGUUGUAGGUGUUUAGAAAGAAACUCAGGAUGAACCUGCUCCUCUUCCUCCUUUCCCCUGAACUUGGUUCCUGUGCCUAAUCGUAUGAGUGAUUCUCAAGCUAACGACUGACUGAUUAAAAGCUGCUGCAUUUACUCUAUAAGGUUUGUGUUGUUAAUGUUGGAUUAAACUCCUUGUGGUGAUGUUUGAAA
Molecule: messenger RNA, 3429 nt
Organism: Fundulus heteroclitus (mummichog)
Lineage: Eukaryota; Metazoa; Chordata; Actinopteri; Cyprinodontiformes; Fundulidae
Gene: crhr1
Product: corticotropin releasing hormone receptor 1
Exons: 14
Coding region: 343-1635 (430 amino acids)
Biological process (GO): adenylate cyclase-activating G protein-coupled receptor signaling pathway; cell surface receptor signaling pathway
Cellular component (GO): neuron projection; plasma membrane
Molecular function (GO): corticotrophin-releasing factor receptor activity; corticotropin-releasing hormone binding; G protein-coupled peptide receptor activity
Source: RefSeq, a predicted model, not a curated record